AUGGCUGAACAAGAAGCAGCAGCGAAAUCAGGAUGCUUCUCUCGCUUCUUUCGCCUCCUUCUCUGUGCUCACUCCACCAAUGCUCCUCCUAUCCACCCCUCCGAUCACCUCCCUCCUCCCCAAACACUGCCUUCCCUCCCAGACAAGUCUAGUCCCGUUCCUCCUACCCCUGGUCUAGUCGCCAGGCUCAUGGGCUUAGACUCGCUCCCAAACAACCCCCGGGUCUCCAUCCGGGUCGCGCCCGACUCGGUUCCCCGAAGCAAGUCCGUUAACUUCAUCGAUUACUUGCUCCGGUUUGAUCCCGCCCACCAAGAGCAAGAAGGCAGCCAUCGUCGCGUCAGAACGUCGUCGUUUCGUGAGGUUCCUGUGUUGUCGUCGUCUCCCGCGACGUCGCUGUCGUUGCAGCCGGAGAAGGACGACGACGUUGUCGUUUUCUUGUGGGACGAUGUUGACAUGGCUGCUCGCGAAUCGAGGCCCGGUGGAGUUGUUCGGCACAGGUCGAAGAAACAGGAGGUGGGUUUGCAAGAAUCGAAGAAACAGAGGAAGGAGAAGAAUAAUGAAGGGACGAAGAAGAAGAAGAAGAAAAUUUCGAAGCUGAAGAAUGAGCCUAGAAGAAGAGUCUCUGUUUCGACAAGUGCAAGCAGAGAUUAUGGGUCUGGUAGCUUGAGUCCAAGAAUGAGGAAGGAAGAGUUUGUUGAUGAACCCAGAUUCAGAAAGAAGGUCAGAAGCAGGAAGUCGCCGAAGAAGAUGCAGAAUGAGAGAUGCUUUGAAGAUCUCAGCCCUGUUUCAGUUUUAGACGUUGGCGACGACGAAGAAUUUCCAUUGCAGAGCAAAACCAACUUUACAGAUGAAACAAAGGGAAUCGCCUCAAAGUCAAAGAGAGAAUCUUCAGCUGAGAGAUGUUUGUCUGGAGGCAAAAGCAACCAUAAAAGUGAAACAGAGGAAUGCUCAGAAUUAAUGGCCAAAAUUCUCAAAUUAACAGAAAACGAUGUGCAAAUGUUUGAUUGUGUCGGGCGGAAGAAGGGCGUGUUUGGGAGUGAUUGUUUUGAGGAAAUCCCUUUGCUUCUCGAGGAUAAAAUCUUCGACCUCUUGCUGCGUGAGGUCGUCCACGAACUUUUAACACACUGAUUACGACAAUUUUUGUCUUCAUGACCUUAUGCAUGUAUAUUAUAACUAGGUAGUUUUACUAUAUUUCCCCUUCCAUAUGUACA
Neltuma alba is the source of this 1211-nucleotide messenger RNA. RefSeq lists its product as uncharacterized. Bases 1 to 1128 code for a protein of 375 amino acids. The transcript is spliced from 2 exons. NCBI's taxonomy places the organism in Eukaryota, Viridiplantae, Streptophyta, Magnoliopsida, Fabales, Fabaceae. The record is from RefSeq and is a predicted model, not a curated record.